Messenger RNA from Nymphaea colorata (pocket water lily), 1574 nucleotides. Its product is annotated as oleosin L-like. Bases 887 to 1297 code for a protein of 136 amino acids. The transcript has a single exon. Gene Ontology annotation, biological process: lipid storage. The record is from RefSeq and is a predicted model, not a curated record. NCBI's taxonomy places the organism in Eukaryota, Viridiplantae, Streptophyta, Magnoliopsida, Nymphaeales, Nymphaeaceae. Gene Ontology annotation, cellular component: membrane; monolayer-surrounded lipid storage body.
GGCCCACACGCACAUUACGCAACUUACUAUUUUAAUUGAAGCCGUGUAUUGCCUGCUUACAACAGAAACCGUGUAUUGUCUGCUUACAACAGAAAAUUUAUCUCAUUCAUGCUCUGUGUAGUUCGUUAUUUGUUUCUGCAGUUCUAAUCUUUGGGGCUUCUGUUGCUGACAGAAAAUGUCCCUUCAUAUUCCUUGUUAUUUAGAUAUGAGAUAAUCCAUAAGGGCUUGAUCAUCUGUGUGGUCCUGUAGAACGUCAAGGACGGUUCUUGUAUUGCCUUGUUUAUUGAAAAAUAUGCUGGCAUUCCCUGUGUUUCAUCUAAAGAGGUUGCCAUUGACAGAAUUGUUGAGUUGAAACUCUAGCUAAGCUGAUUGAAUAGAAUUUCAAACUUUUUGAGUUAGAUGUAUUUUGUAAGUGGCACCGUAAAUGUGUGGCCUCUUGUCUGAGGGUUUUAAUAAUUUGGAAAAUCCUAACGACUAUCCCUGAACUUCGAAGCCUGACGAGGACGAACUUUUCUUUUUAAAGAUAGGUUGGCCAUAGAGAUUCGAACUAACCGGACUCGUUGACCAUUUGCCACAUACUUAUGUAGAACUCAUGGCUGCUUUCCACGCUAUCGCUCUGCAUGAAGGUGGAUUUGACACGUUCCAAGCUCUCUCUACACUCGCAACGUGUUUUGCCUUGGGGCUAUUUAUGUGGUGCUACCGUUCGGCCUCCCCACAUCGAUUUUCCGACAACGGUGCCCGCUUUUCUCGACAACGGGGUCUGCUUGCUUCUUCAAUCAACAGCCAUUAUUUCCGUCCGAUUCCCUGAGCGCGUGGAGUUUGAGACCCAGAGAGCAAAGGCGCAAACGGCGUUCCUUCGCCGUUGACGUUCAGCCCCAUCGUCGAAAUGGCCGAGCGGCAGGCAGACCAGCGGACGCAGCAGGUGGUGAAGGUGGUGACGGCCGUGACGAUUGGCGGCAGCCUCACCGUCCUUUCUGGCCUGAGCCUUGGGGGAACGGUGGUCGCCUUGACGGUGGCGACGCCGCUCCUGAUCCUUUUCAGCCCCGUUCUCGUCCCGGCUGCGAUCGCGGCGAUCCUGCUGGUCCUGGGCUUCCUCUCGUCUGGCGGUUUCGCGGCGGCCGCGGUGUCAGUGUUCGCUUGGGCUUAUAGGUACGCGACGGGGAAGAGGCCGCCGGGGGCUGAGGGGAUGGAAGCGGUACGCGGCUGCAUUGCAGGCAAGGCGCGGGAGGCGAAGGAGCGAGCUGAGCGUUUCGCUCACCACGUCCAUGGCAGGGCGCAUGAGGCCGCUUCCCACUAGGAGUGGGCAGCUGACUGGCUCCCUGUUGCUGCCAUUUUCAUGUUCUAAUGAAAGGCCUUACGCCCUGGACAUCUCUCUCUCCCUCUGUCUAUCUCAUGUCCUGAUGCAGGAAAGAACAGUAGGUUCCAUGAGCGUCAAGACUGCAUGUCUUUUCUCGGCAAGGCAUGGAGCGGUAGAAUCAUAGAAUGUGCGAUGAAGAAGCGAAUGUAUCUGGACAUGCAUUUAUUACUUUUUGUUCUGCAAUUUUGGCCCUUCUCUACUGAUUUUCUCGUUCUUA